Phragmites australis (common reed) is the source of this 4025-nucleotide messenger RNA. Its product is annotated as filament-like plant protein. The transcript has 6 exons. Lineage: Eukaryota; Viridiplantae; Streptophyta; Magnoliopsida; Poales; Poaceae. The coding region runs from base 1113 to 3896 and encodes 927 amino acids. The record is from RefSeq and is a predicted model, not a curated record.
AAAUAAAUAAAUAAAUAAAUCUGAUCCCUCACCAGCACCGAGCUCACUAAAAACAAUGAUAGCCAUGCUUGUCCGUUUGCUUCUCCACCCUGCAUCUGCAUGCAAUUGCAAUCUCACUCUGCAGAAGAAACCCCAUUGAUCCAUCAUUUUCAAGCACUGUUUCAGUGGAUUGAAUCAAAUACAACCAAUACUAGAAAGUAUUUCAGUUCUUGUAGUUCUAUCUGGUCAAAGACAGCAAGUAUUAGCAGUACAGGUAGCAGCUAUCAAUAGGUGCAGCAUUGCUACACUUCUACACAGUGAAGAGCAGGGAGAAAAUAUAGAAAAGGCUAUUGCUCUCUAGCCUCUAGUGCAGGUAGGAGCGGAGGCAAGGGCACAAAGAACCACUGCUGAGACUCUCCCUGAUUUGUUCAAGCUGCCUGGGCGGGAAAGAGAAAGGGAGAAGGAGGCCAAUGCGAGCGAGUUGGUGAGAAGAGUGCAGGGCAGGGAAAAGGAAAAGAAAAGCGCAGACUUUGGAUUCUUGCAGGGGGUCGAUUUCUGCGCUUCUCGAGGCUCCUCGCGUGGGAAGCCACGGCCUUUCUUCCAAUCCACCUGGUGGUGCUGCUAAUCUGGUAGAGUUGCCUUCUUCCUUACAUCUCUGGGUGCAUGCGUGCCUGCUUCGAUCUGUGCCUGUGUGGGAUGCGCAACGUGGGUGCUGUUCUUGCUUCCUUCUCGUCUCUGUCCGAGAAGAAGAGGGAUUAAUUGAAGAGGAAAGUGGAACAGGAAAGAGGGGAACGAGGUAGUGGUGCCAGUAGUAAAAACCGAGGCUUUCGUCUGGUUUUCACACGGUUCUUGUGAUGGUUGUUGCCAGUCUCCAUUGAUUGUAGUCGCAGAGUUUCGCAGCAAAAAUGUUUGGUUGUACAAUUUCUUAGUUUCUGCGACCAUACUCAGUGCCUGGUUGCAUUCUGUAUCGAUCUGUAUAUUUAUAAACAGCAGAAAAUCUAAUCUUGUGUUGGUGAGGAGCUGCCUUGUAAAGAUUUUGUGUUGAUAUAUGAACUCCGCUUUUGGACAUUUGGUGGUGGCAAAGGAACCAAGAGAACCCCUGUUGCUGCUUUGAAUGGUCUGGUGGUUGCGAGAUGGAUCGCCGGAGUUGGCUCUGGAGGCGCAAGUCAUCAGAUAAGAGCCCUGGGGAGAGUGAUAGCUCCGGUUCGAUGUCAUCACACUCGGAGCACUGCUUCGAUGAUCAGGAAGCCAAACCUAUCCCCGAUAAUUCUUCCCCAAAUCAUAGUCAUUCACCUGAAGUUUCUUCAAUAAUAAUUGAUGCUGAGACUCAAGCAGCUGAAACAGCAAAAUCAUUGAAUGAGAAGCUAAUGUUGGCAACUAGCUCAAAUGAUUCUUCUCCACGGCAUGGCCAAUCACCUCAACCAGAGGUGUCCCCAAAUGUCAGGGGUGACGAUGUCCAAGAUUCUGUGAAUAGUUUGAGUGAGAAAUAUUCUGCUGCUCUUUUGACUAUCAGUGCUAAAGAGGAAUUGGUGAAGCAGCAUACAAAAGUUGCAGAAGAGGCUGUUGCAGGUUGGGAACAGGCUGAGGCUGAAGUUGCUGCCCUGAAACGACUACUUGAAACUGCAUCUCAAAAGAAUCUCUCUCUGGAGGAUCAGGUCAACCACCUAGAUGAUGCCCUUAAAGAAUGUGUAAGGCAGCUCCGCCAGGCACGAGAAGAACAAGAGGAGAAAAUCCGUGAUGCAAUUGUUAAGAAGUCUAAAUUGGAGUCAGAGAAGUCUGAGCUCCAGGACCAUAUUGCCGAGCUGAGUAAGCAGCUCGAAGCCACCAAACUAGAAGCUACCACUGUGCAUGUCCAGCACAAUCUGCAGGAAAAGCUUCAGAUGGUGGAGAAAGAAAACAAAGACCUCAAAGCAGAGCUUCUCACACUGUCGAAGGACCUGAAUAUACUCGCACGGGAAAGAGACCUGAGCAACCAAGCAGCAGAGACAGCAAGCAAACUUCACCUGGAAAGUGUGAAAAGGAUUACGAGAGUUGAGGCGGAAUGCCUUAGGUUGCGUCAUCUAACACGGAGAACUUCCUUGGCCAAUGAUUCUAGGCCUAUACCCAACAAUACUUACAUGGAAUCUCUGACUGACAGUCAGUCUGACAGUGGGGAGCGAAUGGUAGCUGUUGAUGAUGAAAUGAAAAAUUCUGAUUCAUGGGCAUCAGCUCUGAUAGCUGAACUUGACCAAUUCAAGAAUGGCAACUCUGGCACAAGAAAUCUUGUGAAUAAUCCUAUUGAGAUUGACCUGAUGGAUGAUUUCCUCGAGAUGGAAAAGCUGGCCGCGUUGCCUGAAAUAGACCGAGUGAGCUCUAGCUUUGGAGCUGAAACUGAUUCUGACCAGGGUGUGACUAGAGAUAAAUCAUCAAAUAUUGAAACUGAGUCAUUGCAGCGUCAGGUGACAGAUUUGCAUGCAAAGGUUGAGAAGAUUGAAGGUGAGAAAAGGGAGCUUGAAAUGGCUCUUGCAGAGGCCAGGGAUCAGCUUGGCACAUCAUGUGAUGCUUUAAUGGUGGCCAAUGACAAGUUGGUCGAUUUGCAGAUGCAGUUGGACUUGGCAAACGAAUCCAAACAAGCUGCUUUGGGACAAGCUGAACAACUGGAUGGUGAGAGGAAAGAUCUGGCAUCACAGCUGGAGUCAAAGUCAGUACAAGUUGAGGAGCUUCGGACUAUGGUGGCUUCACUGGAAGAAAGUGUAGAUAGGAAGGAGUUGGAGUUGCAGUUAGAGUUAGUUUCUGCAGAGUCUGCAGAUCUUUGCAAGACAGUGGCAUCCUUGGAAGAGAAGAUUGUUGCAGAGAGAAAUCUUUCUAUGCAGCACCAAGCAAAUGCAGACUUGGCAGAAGCUACUAAAGAAUCAUUAGAGGCACAGCUGCAGUCUGCAAACACAGAAGUUGCGAAGCUGAGAGGGAUUAUGGAAACUUUGGAAAGCGAGGUGCGGAAAGAGAAGGUGUCUCGUGAAGAACUUGUGAAACAAAUAGAGGCCAUGAAGAUUGAAUCAGAGAGAACACUUUCUGUGGCGUCUACCAAAGAGUCAUUAGAGGCGCAGCUCCAGGUAGUGAACUCAGAAGUUGCAAAGCUGCAUAGGACUGUGAAUGCACUGAAGUGUGAUGCGGCAAAAGAGAAGGCAUAUUCGUCAGAUCUCCAGAUGCAACUAGAGGCAGUGGAAGGAAUCAGGAAGGUGUUGGAGUCUGAACUUGAGUCUUCACACCAGGAGACCAUGAAGCUCAAGGAGAAGGUUUUGUUAUUGGAAGUAAGGCUUAAGGACCAGACCUCAUUGAUUGUAGAAUUUACAGCUAAGGCGGAGGAUGCAGUGUCCCGGAGAAAGGCAUCGGAAGGUCAACUUGAAGCAGCAAAUCUGGAACUCACAAAACUGAGAAACAAGGUGAGCUUGCUACAGGGGAAGAUUGAGCAGGAGAAGCUUAUGUCAGAAGAUUACAAAGCAAAAUGCCGCAAGUUGGAGGCUCAGCUGUCGAGGGACAGUCGAGAGGCGAAGCUUUGGCGUCUCACUAACUCAAAUGGUGACCUGAAGGUCAAGCAGGAGCAAGAGCUAUCUAGUGCUGCUGGGAAGCUUGCGGAGUGCCAGAAGACCAUCGCUAACCUUGGUCGUCAGCUCAAAUCACUAACAGACCUUGAUGGUGUGGCAUCGGAGUCUGAAAAGCUGGAAUCCAAGGACACGCACCCGGACUUCAGAGAUGGUGAUGAUGGGCUGCUCUCUGCAGACUUGGCAGAUGGAUUGUACGAACUGGAUCUUCCUAAAAGGAAUGGGAGCUGCUUCUCACCAGUUCCAUUGAAUCAGUCCCCAUCCUCACCCGCGGAAAUGUCGGUGUUUUCGGGGGGUCUCACGUCUAUUAGUAACUACUUGAGCAAAACAAGAAAGUGAAAUCCGAUGAGAGUAUUGUGUAUAAAUUAUUUGACAGUUCCUGGAUGUUGUCAGUUGUUACCUGAUGGUAGAUCGGUGUACAUUUACAGAAUCUGAUGGUUAAUUACAUUUGUGCCAUCUAUUUCUUCA